Molecule: messenger RNA, 2151 nt
Organism: Culex quinquefasciatus (southern house mosquito)
Lineage: Eukaryota; Metazoa; Arthropoda; Insecta; Diptera; Culicidae
Product: calmodulin-like protein 1
Exons: 5
Coding region: 539-1435 (298 amino acids)
Molecular function (GO): enzyme regulator activity; calcium ion binding
Source: RefSeq, a predicted model, not a curated record
GCCAGAAUCUUCAUUCUCAGUGCCGUGGUCGACCCAAGUGGACGUUUUCUCCGUGUCUGUUCCGUGAAAUUCGUGAAAACCCCCGUGAAUCCGAAUCGCGAUUUUGUGUGUAGGAAUUUUUCCUUCCAAGCUUUCCCCCGACAACCCACAACCACCCACCACUGUGAAAUUUUCCCCUCGUCAGAAGAAAACUGUGUGCGUGUGAGUUUGUCGUUUUGCUUCGGCGGAAUAUCAAUGAGAGGCCAUCGUCGCGAGUGCCACACCCGAGUGCCGCAGAGUUGAGCGCGUUGAUCCUUCUGCUUCUCCCCCUUGCUCCCCCAUCACCAAGUCCUGGAUCCUGGAACAGUGAGACCCCAAUCAGUGAAGAAGAAGAAAACGAAGGCGAAGAAGACAGAAAUCUUCCCGUGUGUGUGUGUGCGUGUAACCAAUUAGGCCAACAACAAAGCAAAAUCCAGCCAAGUUGGAAGGUAAAAUCUUCUCGGCGGUGAACAGCUUUCUCACUGCGUCGACCUUCGUCAAGGAUAUCCGGCAACUGAUUAUGACUCGACAAACCAACGACCCAAACAGCGCCGAGCAGCAACAACAGAGCGAACCCGAAUCGAACCAAAGCAGCACGCACCAGAGCAGCAGCCACAGCUACCAGCAGCCGUCGUCAACGCAGCACCGGUUGGCCGGAUCUCCGUCGAGCAGUGCCAACGCGAGUCCCGUGAUCGGCCGGAACAUGCCCCGCCACCAGCACCAGGACACCGCACCCAGUGACGAUGGGACCUCGAGCAGUCUGGACGGGAGUGUCUUUGCCGCCGACGGAACUCCGACCGCUUCGGGGGCGUUGGCCAGGACGCGCCGCUCGCAGACCUCGGAAUCGAUCACCUCCAGCAACUUUAACUACAGUUUGAACCGGAGGUUCAUCUCCAAAAACCAGAUGAAGGAGUUCCGGGAGGCGUUCCGGCUGUUUGACAAGGACAACGACGGGUCGAUCACGAAGGAGGAGCUGGGCACGGUGAUGCGAUCACUGGGGCAGUUUGCCCGUGUCGAGGAACUGCAGGAGAUGCUGCUGGAGAUUGACGUCGAUGGUGAUGGCAACGUCAGCUUCGAGGAGUUUGUCGACAUCAUGUCCAACAUGACCGACACGGUGGCGGAGGCAUCCGCCGACCAGGAGGAGCGCGAACUCCGGGAUGCGUUCCGCGUGUUUGACAAGCACAACCGGGGCUACAUCACGGCGUCGGAUCUGCGGGCGGUUCUGCAGUGUCUGGGAGAAGAUUUGGACGAGGAAGAAAUCGAAGACAUGAUCAAGGAGGUGGACGUCGACGGCGAUGGACGGAUCGACUUUUACGAGUUUGUGCACGCCCUCGGAGAGCCGGAAGAUUCACAGGAGAACGACGACGAGGAGGACCCCCUGUCACCUCCGUCACUGUCGUGUGACGUAAACGCCUAAACGUCAGCAUUCCUAAUUCGAAAAAGGGUUAAAUUUGAUAGAAGAGAAAAAAAACAGCAACAAACAAACGAUAUCACAUAUUUACUAUCUUGAGCAAAUAUUUCGCUUACUCGUAAUUGUAAUUCCUCUUGAAAGUUACAAACAAAAAAAAAUCAAACAACAUUUUGCUGAUACGAGAGAAUCAAUAUGAUAAAUUACCAAAACAAAUCUAAGAAACGGUAGUAUAGUGUAUGCAAACAUAUCAAAGUUAUCAACAGAAAAACCAAAUCGCUAACCAAUUUCGAACAGAAUCCGCAAAAUAAAAAACAAUGCAAUACACAUGAACUUAUCAGAAUUUUAAGCGAACCAAAUCCAGAACGAAACAUUCAUCAAAUCAAAAAAGUAAGAAAAAUAACUAAACCAUAAACUAAGAACAUUCAAUACCACUAUCAAUGUUGUGAACUUGAAAUUUUUAAAUUAUCGAUUUUUGCAAUCUUUAACUGUUUUUAAAAGUCAAAGUCAUACGCUAGUAGAACACACACACAUAGUGCGAGGGAAUGUAAUUUUUAGCUCGAGAAGGGAUUGGAGAAGAAAAGGAGUGAAACCAAGCAUUGCGGAGAAAAAAUUUAACAUCAACUUUUACAAACUCUUUAAUAUAUUGUUACAUAAGCGCCAGUGUACAAUCUUUAAACAUACCAUGUUGGAUAAUAAACAUUAAAACUAUGUAUUACUGUCAA